Molecule: messenger RNA, 1601 nt
Organism: Anopheles aquasalis
Lineage: Eukaryota; Metazoa; Arthropoda; Insecta; Diptera; Culicidae
Cellular component (GO): cytoplasm
Molecular function (GO): phosphatase activity
Source: RefSeq, a predicted model, not a curated record
ACCCAUUCUUCAUCGAACACUCGCUCACGACGGUCAUACUACCUCCCAACCCCGGGGAGAGCUCGUUACGGAAGCGAAAAGUUGUGCACGUGCUAAUCUCCCGGCACUGAUUCGGAGCUCUGGGAACGAGGGUUAAACGAUCUCACCCCGUUUUGCAACAGUGCAGUUAAUCAACAUGACGACGAAUCCGGAGCGAAAAGUGAUCAAGAAUCUGGCGCAGUUGCCGAUCGAGGAAAAGGAACGCUUCUUCGAUUCCUUCGACAUGAUUCAAACGGACUGUGAUGGUGUGCUGUGGAUGCUGAGGGAUCCUUAUCCGGGCGUUGGCCAGGCCAUACAAGCGCUCCGGGGUAGCGGUAAACGGGUGGUGUACGUUUCGAACAACAGUGUCCGCACGAUGGCCGAUUACCGCGGCAAACUGGAACAGUUGACAAACGGGGCGCUGGAGGAGCGAGAUAUCAUCCAUCCGGCGAAGGUGAUCAUCGAGUUCCUGCGGUCGAGGAAGUUCGAGGGGCUGUGCUACGUCAUUGGCAGCUCCAAUUUCAAGCGCUGUCUCCGUGAGGUCGGAUUCCAGGUUCUCGAUGGGCCCGAUGAACCGGUGACGGAAUCGGUUGCAAUCGUGGCACCCAUCAUCGCUGAUAAGCAACCGGUGAAGGCGGUGAUAGUAGACUUCGAUUUCAACUGUAACAACAUUAAGCUGAUGCGGGCCCAGCUCUACCUACAGAGUGACGCCGACUGUUUGUUCGUUGCUGGAGCGAUGGACAAAAUACUACCGGUUGGGCCGGCCAUGCGGCUGCUCGGUCCUGGCUGCUUCGUGGACGUGUUGUCGCAGUCGACUGGCCGCAAACCGUACGUUCUCGGCAAACCGGGACAAGAGAUGGGCCAGGUGAUGAAACGAUUGCAUCCCGUGGACAAUCCGCGGCGUGUACUGUUUGUGGGAGAUCAGCCCGAGCUCGAUAUGAAGUUUGGAAGCGUUUCCGGCUUCCAGACGCUGCUCGUCGGUACGGGCGGUGUAACGCCGGAUGCUCUCGGAGGUGCGGAUCGAGAUGUGGAUACCAUACCGGAUUACUUCAUACCAGCAUUCGCCGAUCUGGAGCAGCUCGUGGUCGAUGUGCUCGGUUACAAGGCAAAGUCUUCUUUAUGAUAUGGACAGGAGAGAAGCGAAACUUCCGCGUUUGCAGUGUGGUACGGUGAUAUGUUUUACAUUGUUAUUCAUUUGGUAUCUGAUAAGAUGUGGAUGGUGAUACAUUUUUACGCUUUUACGGGACAUAGGAGCCAUAGGCGCGUAUCUUUUCGCAUGGUAAUGAGCUAGAGUCGGCGUCUAGGAACCGACUACACAUGUCAAAGAAGCUGCAUAUUUUAUCUUAUCAGGCCAUGCGAAAUCGAGAUUGCGUAAGGAAAGCUUAUCAACCAACCAUAGCAUUGCGAUUAUCUUAAAGUCGUAGGGUUCAUUUCUGGUACAAAUGCGGGUAGAAUGGAGUUGGUCAAUAUAGCACGAACAAGACAAUGGCGACAAAGACGAGACACAACAUUGUCGAGUGAUCUACCGAUCGUUGAUGAGGCGAGCCAAAGUGAAGAAGUAAGUCCCAUUCUGCCACACAGAA